Molecule: messenger RNA, 1308 nt
Organism: Salarias fasciatus (jewelled blenny)
Lineage: Eukaryota; Metazoa; Chordata; Actinopteri; Blenniiformes; Blenniidae
Gene: rps27.2
Product: ribosomal protein S27, isoform 2
Exons: 4
Coding region: 69-323 (84 amino acids)
Biological process (GO): translation
Cellular component (GO): ribosome
Molecular function (GO): structural constituent of ribosome
Source: RefSeq, a predicted model, not a curated record
AGCAGCUUCCGGUUUUGGGAACAUUCUUUCUCUCAGUUACUUCCUGUUGAGACUCCCGACACGCAGACAUGCCUCUCGCCAAAGAUCUGCUGCAUCCCAGCCCCGAGGAGGAGAAGAGGAGGCACAAGAAGAAGCGCCUGGUUCAGAGUCCCAAUUCAUAUUUUAUGGAUGUCAAAUGUCCAGGCUGCUACAAGAUCACCACAGUUUUCAGUCACGCUCAGACUGUAGUGCUGUGUGUCGGCUGUUCGACCGUCCUGUGCCAGCCGACGGGAGGGAAAGCUCGCCUGACAGAAGGAUGCUCGUUCAGGAGGAAACAGCACUAGCUGUUGUCGACAGGGUUGGACACGCACAUGCGUGAUCGGGAGCAACGUGAUGGACGUGAAGCGACACUGCCAUGGAGCUGCUGCAGAGGAGGGAACAUGAGGCCUGCUGGAAGACAAAUCAUGCAAUAUAAGGAGUUGUUUAUCCACGGAAACGCCUCGCCUUAUUUAUGCCCCACAAACAGCAUAUCUGUUGAUUCUUUUAAAUAAAACUGGGGUAUUUUGAUUUAAAAAAAAGAAAUCACAAGUGCUUGUUAUCCAGUCGACUCUUUUCAUCUUGAGAAGAUUCCUUUUGUCUGGUAAAAGACAGUUGAUCGAUUGCAAUGUCCUUUCAGAAGAAAAGAUGCUUCAGUGUAGUAGAGAUCAGCUAUUCUGUGAAAAGUCUUUUGUAUUUGUUGGCAUUGCAAUCUUCCAUGAAUAUGCUCACAUUUACUAGAAGGGUUCAGGUCAAAAUGAGCCCUGAUUGCUUAGUGAUAUAGAUUUAUGCAAAUGUCCUCUGAAAACUGUCCACUAUUCCUACAGAAUGAAACACUGUGGCUUAAGCUGGGAAUUACAUCUUAGAACACUCUAACCGAAGUGUUGUACAUUGCUAAAGCAGCACUCUGCACGAUUGAAUAUUGAUUAUUUAUGCCAGAGCUCCAAUAACGUACAUAACUUCUGAAUCGGUGGGUUCGGGUUGGGAAGAUGGACGUCUGCAGCGCCGUCCUCCAAAGCCCCGCCGAGUUGGUGCGGGGUCUCUUACAGGGAAAUCCAGGGAGCCGUCGUCAUUGGCAACCAAGACCAACACGACGUGUACAGCGUUGGUUUUUUUGUUGGCUUGUGGAAAUGAUUGGGUGGGAUGAGUUCUGGUAACGGAGGAAUCAGAUUUGUGACUCUUGGAUGAGUUUGGGUUGUAAACUAAAAAAAAAAAAAAAUCUGAUCAGGGAGUGAUUCAGUGAGAACACUGUUGUUGCUGUGGUUAAAUCUUUUAUUAAAUCGUGUUUUGCUU